CACAGGUUCGCGGUUCAUGACAUCAUCGCCAAUAGGUUGGAUAUCCCCAUUGCCGAUCUGAUUGCUAGGAGAUGCCCUCUCUGCAGUGCCUCUUUUUCUCGUAAAGAUGUCCUUCUUCGUCACGUUCAACACCGUUGCCCGCAGCGCGUUGGCUCUCAGCGCGCUCCAGUGCCACCUGCAGGGCCACCGCUUCCGCCCUCGGCACCUCCUCCCAAUGUUCGAGCCCGCGGCGGACAUCAUCAAGAAGAGGGACGCGGCCAAGGCCGAGGUCAGCGGAGGCGGAGCCGAACCCGAGGACGCGGAGCCAUCGGGCAUCUCCAAGAAGGACAGGCUCAUGACGAAGCUGCUGCUCCGCCACGAAGACAACUUCAGAGGCUCGGCGCGCGACCAGAACGUAGUGGUGAAGCUGAAGACAGGCUCCCAGAUGCAGCUGGCGUUGGCGGCGGGCAUCCAGAACUACUUGAAGGUCGGCAAGGAGGCGCGCGCUGCGGUCGAGCCAAGCGAGUAUCGCGGCCACCCGCUAGGGAAGAAGCCCGACGCCUACCUCCGCAUGCUGCUAUUCCGCUUGAGCGAAGCGGUCGAGGGCAAGCUGGAGGAAGUUCACGCAGCUGUGGCCCAGGGGCCGCAGCCAGUCGAGUCGAAGGAGGCACUGAGACUGGUGGUCAACCUCGGCAAAAGCCUGAACAACAAGGAGGUGCGGCUCAAGGCGACCCGCUGCUUCGACGUCCAGACGAAGACCGACGUCGAUGGCAAGACGGUGGAGGAAACCAAGUGGAUAUUCGCCGCUAUGGCGCACCCGCCUCUCAUGCAAGCCAUUUACUGCCUGAAGGAGAACGGCGGCCUGCAGUCAGUGAACAUAGUGCUCGAGGACGAUACGGCCCCCAGGAGCAAGGAUGCGAAGGAGCUAGAGAAGCUAGUGUUCAAGGGCGGCGGCGGAGGCGGCAAGAAACACCCCAAGCGCCCCAAGCAGAAGUGAACGCCCCUGCCACGGCCCCAUGUGAGCUCCGUGGGUUAGAUCGGUUUUUUAGUUCUGGAACGGUCCCAAGAGACCGUGGAAGCUAGGUACCCUUUGGGUCGAGGGCUCGCGGCGGGACUAGAGGGUCCUGUUGCGACCGCUCUCGAAGUGCCAUCCCCUUAGAGGAGGGGGUGCUCGGGGGUGGGACCCUGUGGGCGGAGGCCAGCGCUCCGCGUCACCCCAGCCUCUGCGCUCCCUUCAGGCCCCAGCUAAUUCGUCUCGACAGAAUUAUGCUGCGCCGAGAGAUCGGUAGUUUUUGAUUGGGCCCGUCGCAAGACAUCCGCAAUGACUCUUAGAGGGUGUAGCGUUGCAAAAAAAAAGGAUGG
This is a messenger RNA of Prorocentrum cordatum, 1341 nucleotides long. The record is from the annotation of a GenBank genome assembly. NCBI's taxonomy places the organism in Eukaryota, Dinophyceae, Prorocentrales, Prorocentraceae.